Messenger RNA from Thelazia callipaeda (thelaziosis nematode), 666 nucleotides. Lineage: Eukaryota; Metazoa; Nematoda; Chromadorea; Rhabditida; Thelaziidae. The record is from the annotation of a GenBank genome assembly.
CAUUACGAAGAAUCAGAGACUGAAUUUCGAAAACGGUUAAGCUCACGUGCGGAAAAAGUGGCGACACAUAAAAGUCAAGGUGGUUAUGAAUCAAAAGUCCAUGCAGAAUCAGCCAAUACUUUAUCUCGAAAGAACGGCGAAAAAUUUAAUUUCUUUGAAGAUGAGCAGGUGAAGAAAACAGGCUCUAUUUUUGAAAGAAGAAAGAAUAUGCAAUAUGUGAAGGAAGCACUACCGAGAGCUCGUCUGAACGGCUUUCAUAUAAAAAUGGAAGACGAUUGCCCACAAGGGGGAGACGAUACAAGACUUUCAGUACUUCGUGCUCUAGGUACCCAUAAUUCCCGAACGGUACCCUGUAUAUUAUGUGAGCAGGAAUUGGUUGUUUAUGACCGAUAUCCUCUUAUUGAUGGUACAUUUUUUCUUUCUCCUUUACAACAUUCGAAAGCUGCCAUCAAUAUGAAGUUUGAAUCAAAAACAGGAUAUUUGCAUGCAAUUUGCAUCUCCUGCAUGCAUGCAGAGUGGAAAUGUCCAGGUUGUGGUAGCGGUGCGUGGUUUCUUGGUUCAGCUCUAAUCGUUGGCACACUCUAUACUUACGACGUUUUGUCAAGCACUGCUUGUUGUAUACCUGUUUGUAGGCACUGUCGUGCUCCAUCGUUAAUGUGCAUAUGA